Molecule: messenger RNA, 1816 nt
Organism: Arachis ipaensis
Lineage: Eukaryota; Viridiplantae; Streptophyta; Magnoliopsida; Fabales; Fabaceae
Product: UDP-glycosyltransferase 86A1-like
Molecular function (GO): quercetin 3-O-glucosyltransferase activity; quercetin 7-O-glucosyltransferase activity
Source: RefSeq, a predicted model, not a curated record
AAGGAUAACAUUACAUUAAACAAUACAUAUCUGAUCCCAAAUUAACUUAAAAGUGACAUCUUAUGUCAAAUCCUACUAUUGCAAUAAAUAUUAAAUAUUCUAAGUUACUAGUGAUGAUUAUCACUCUAUUUAGGAUUAUAAGUUUCUCAUAUGUUCUUCUUCACUUCACACUAAUGACUCAGCGAAGAUUAUUAUGUCCUUAAAAUCCCUUCAAAAUUUCGAAAGUGAUCCAUAAGGAACAAAAGCAAGUCUUCCAUGGCAGCAAGAGAGAAGAAAGGCCCUCAUGCCAUACUCAUAGCUUAUCCACUUCAAGGCCACCUCAUCCCUUCAGUGCACCUCGCCAUCAACCUCGCAUCACGAGGCUUCACCAUCACCUUUGUCAACACCCACUCCAUCCACCACCAAACCACAAAAACCAUCAACGGCAACCGCAGCGGCGAAGACAUCUUCGCUGCCGCACGUGAGUCCGGCCUCGACAUACGGUACGAUACUGUGUCGGAUGGCCUCCCCGUGGAGCUGGACAGGUCACUCAACCACGACGAGUUUAUGUCGGGAUUGGUGGACCUGAUGCCAGCCCACGUGGAAAAACUGGUGGCGAAGAUCAUGCAACAAUUUUCGCCACCUGUUACAUGCUUAGUGGUGGACACUUUCUUUGUAUGGGGAUCACCCAUAGCCAAGAAGUUCGGCUUGCUUUGCGUUUCGUUUUGGACAGAGCCUGCUUUGGUUUAUACGCUUUACUACCACAUGGAUCUUCUUAAGAAAAAUGGUCAUUUUGCUUGCCAAGAUAUUAGAAAAGACCCAAUUGACUAUAUACCUGGGUUGAAAACAAUUGAUCCAAAGGAUCUCACAUCAUAUCUUCAAGACUCUGAUACAUCAUCAGUGGUGCAUAAAUUGAUCUUCGCAGCAUUUAAUAAUGCUAAAGGUGCAGAUUUUGUGCUAUGCAACACGGUGCAAGAGCUAGAGCCACAAGUCAUAGAAGCCCUACAAUCUUAUAAACCAUUCUAUGCAAUUGGACCCAUUUUCCCACUUGGGUUCACCAAUGCCACCGUGCCAACUAGCCUAUGGUCAGAGUCAGAUUGUACCCAAUGGCUCAAUUCCAAGCCUCAUGGUUCGGUUUUGUAUGCAUCUUUCGGUAGCUAUGCCCACAUCACAAAAAGUGGCCUUUGCAAAAUUGCAAAUGGGCUUUUGAUUAGUAAAGUGAAUUUUGUUUGGGUGCUCCGGCCCGAUGUUGUGAGCUCGAAUGAUAUCGACCCGCUACCCGUUGGAUUUAAGGAGGCGGUUUGUGACCGUGGGAUGAUCAUACCUUGGUGUAGUCAACGGCAAGUGUUGACUCACCCGGCAAUUAGAGGUUUCUUAACUCAUUGCGGUUGGAAUUCUAUAUUAGAAGCUAUUUGGUGUGAGCUUCCACUAUUAUGUUUUCCUUUGUUGACGGACCAAUUUACCAAUCGGAAAUUAGUGGUGGAUAAUUGGAAGAUAGGGAUUAAUUUGAUUGAUCGGACGGUGAUCACGGAGGAGGAGGUAUCUAAAAAUGUGAACCGUUUGAUGGAUAAUAAAUUAGGGAGUCAAUUGAAGGAUGCAAUAAGAGGAAUGAAGAAGAAGCUAGAAGAUGCUUUGAGUCCCAAUGGAUCCUCUGAGAAAAAUUUGAAAGCCUUCGUCAAUGAAUUCAAGCCCAACGCACAAACUCAAUGUCUUUGAAUCAUCACUACUUGUCAUAUAAAGAAAAAUAAAAUAAAAUGCCACUAGUCUAGUAGUACUUUAAUUUCUAGAUAUGUGGAAUGUGUAUUUCAUAUAUAUCUAAAAGAUUUUGGUCAUGCUA